AUGGACGCCUACUCCAGCUACAACCAGAUUUUCAUGCAUCCCACGGAUCGUGAACAUACGACAUUCAUUACCGACAGAGGGCUUUAUUGCUACAACGUCAUGCCGUUCGGCCUAAAGAAUGCUGGAGCCACGUACCAGCUGCUGGUCAACAAAAUCUUUGCCGAACUCAUUGGCACUUCAAUGGAGGUCUACGUAGACGAUAUGCUGGUCAAAAGUCGGACUGCCAGCGAUCAUCUUCGGAACCUGUCCCUCAUGUUUGGUAAGCUGAAACAAUACAACGUGCGCCUGAACCCGAGCAAGUGUGCCUUCGGCGACUCUUUCGGCAAAUUCCUAGGCUUCAUGAUCAGCCAGAGGGGGAUUGAAGCCAACCCCGAAAAGAUCCGAGCACUCAUCAAUAUGCAGGUGCCGAGGACAAAGAAGGAGGUUCAGAGCCUCACCGGCUGA
This is a messenger RNA of Prunus armeniaca (apricot), 444 nucleotides long. Lineage: Eukaryota; Viridiplantae; Streptophyta; Magnoliopsida; Rosales; Rosaceae. The record is from the annotation of a GenBank genome assembly.